AUGUCGCCAGCAGCUCUGCUCUGGGGUAUGGGACGGAUGGUCGACCAGUUGGAAAUUCGCUUUAUAAAUGACGAAUAUAACACAGAUGGCCUAUUCUCAGUGCCGCCUUCCCCGCAGCAGUGUGCGCUGGGCGCCGGUGCCACGGAGGCAGAGGACUCCUGCAGCCUGUCCUUCUCCAGCGGCUCCCCAAGGCUGACCACAUGCCACGUCCUACCCUGGAGACCCUCAGCAGAGCCUCGGUCCUGCGCUGCGCAUGUGUUCCCCGUGGCACCUGAGGACAGGUCGCCCGUGGCACGUUUGCAUCCACCGUGCCGCACAAUACACGGUCGAGCUCUCCUCGGGGCCCCAUCCCGCCUGCAUGCUGCCUGCGCUGCUGGCGUCAGGGAGGGCGGACCGGUGGCGCGGGUGGCCCGUGUGCAUGGCUGCGGCCAGUGUCUGCCCGCCUCACAGCGUCCCAUCUGCCGGGGAGGCGGGCUGAACAAACUGGAGGCCGUCCUGGAGGAAGAAGCCUUUGUCCGGAGCCGGCACUGCUCGGUGGUAUCUGAAACAGGUUGCCUGCGACGUGUUCACUUUCUAUAUGAUGAAUAUUAUACAGUCAACCUCUUUCCGGCAUCGAAUCCCACCUCGCUCGACCUCUCUUCUCAGUGCCCGUGCCAGGCAGCGACAAGGCCGUCCGUCCUGUGCCGGCUGACCCUGUGGAUCUUAUGUGGCACCUGUCACCUGGUCUACCGUAAAGGGUUGGGAGCAGCCCUCGUCUCAGAGGCAUGGUACCACUCCUCCAUCCCUGCUCCUCGCAGACAGGGACCCGGGCCUGGACCCAGUCCGGACCCUCGGUGCCCUUCGCGCGUGUGUACCCCGCCUCCGUCCAGACCUUGGCAAGAUGACCAUAGAAGCCUGGAAGUGCUGGGACUCCAGGUGACACCGAGAGCCUGAGGUCUGCAGCAGCAGCAGCGACAGGUCAAGGAGGUCUGGGAUCUUUUCUCCACUUUGCCAGCCGAGGUCUCCACACUCCCCUGGCGACGCCCGUGGAGCGUGCCCCCUGCGACCCCGCGCCCCUGCAGCAGAACCCGGGAUGCUCUGGGGAGCCCCGUCUGCAGUGGGCCAGAGCCCGGUGUCAGGGCUAAUAGAUUAUGCAUGGAGCUGCAUAAAUGGCAACGUUUGGAGAUGAAAAUUGCCGCUAAUGCACUGACACGUCCUCGGAAUACAUUACACGUGUGCGCGCGGAGACCUACGCUAGCCGCACCUAAUUGCUCCGAUGUCACCGGCGGUACUCCACAGGGACCGAGGGCACGGCUGCGCCAAGCCUCCUGGGCUGCUGGCUGGGAGAGCGCCGGGUACCUCAUCUCCCUCCAGGGGAUUAUGCAUGAGGCAAAAUGUCAGCCAGGGGUACCAGGCAAUCAGCAGUCUGCAUGUUCCCAACGCAGUUUUAGACCCAAAGAGGUGACCUUAUGCCACUUGGUACGGAAUUUCAUUAAAAGCAAAAUGACUGAUUUAUCUAUUGUUUGAAGAGAAGAGAAAACAAACAAAAGGCUUUUCUGGUCCCACAGCCAGAUGGAAAGGUCUGUCCCCAGGGCACACAGGAGGAAAGUCUGUGUCUUGGCCCAUCUCCCAGGCUGAGUGUAAAUCCAGCCGAUGGCCCAGGUUCAGGGGCGCACCCCCCUCCUGGGUGCCCAUCUUGUGCAAGGCCUGGGUGUGCCCCCACCGUGUCCCCUGGACGUGACCAGGACCUUGAACCAGUAAGGGAAGAGCAGGAGAAACGCAGUGAGCUGUCCUAACAGGUGUUUGCCUCGUCCUGGGCCCCCACGCUGAGGAGACGGGUGAAGGUUCUGGUUACAGACACAAAGCACGGAGAAGCUGAGCCACUCCCACAGGGUCCCACUCCGCCAAACGACCAUCAAGGGGAGGCCAUAGGGUGCAGCUGGCCCCAGGCUGCUCUGUCCCUGCUCGCGGGCCUGGAGCCCGGGUCUGGGAAUGGCUCCUUGUCCCAGAAGAAGGCAGCCUCCUGGAACUGGCCUCCUGAUUCUCUCCCAAGGUGAGGCAGGCUUGCGCUCCCCCGAGUCUGGGCUCCGGAAUUCUCCUGAGGUUUUCUCUGUACCCGCUCAAUGUCUCUCCAAAUUGGUGGCACCACCCAUGAAGUGGGUGCUUGUGUUUGUGUCUGACCCAGGCCAGGGCGGCUUGCCCUGUCGGAAGCCCAGGGCCCCGGGUCUGAGUACCAAAGGCCCACGCCCACCUGUGUUGUUGGACCCCAUUACUGGCUCGCUCCCUCCAAUGUGAGCGCGCUCAGGAGGCUGUGGGCAGGAAGUGAACGCGUGAGGGCACCCCAGACCCCACGCACGGCCCUCCCUCCUGCUGUGCACAGUCCUGGGCGCCCCAUUCAGCUCACCGCCCUCCGGAGUCCUCCAGGACACAGGGAGCCCCUAGCUUCAGGUCCAUCCCUCCAUUCCCAGCCUUGGGCAGGUAGGACAGUGGGUCCACAGGGCUCUGCUGUGGAGACAGAGGCCCGUGGGGCCAACGCCUGGUGGGCAAGCUCUACAGCCGGGCACGGUUGGCUCCGUGCAGCCAGGGCCCUCUGGGAGCUGCGGUGCUGGAGCACAGUAGGUGCAGCCAGCGCAUCUGCUAGGGUCACCUACAGACACAGGCACGGAGUAGGUGCUCACAUGCCGGGUGUACUCAGUCCCGUGUGCCUGUCACUGGAAGAAGCUCUCAGAGGCCCUGGGAACGUCUGAGGAAUGAAUAAAUUAAAACCAUGCUCUUGGAGGGGGUAAAGAGGCAGAGAGACGCGGAAGAAUCCAGGGAAGACGGACAUAAAUCUCCACCAACGCCGCCAAGGCUGUACAGCAGAGGAUGCUGAAGAGACCCCGCGGAGGCGCAGGGCCAUUUGUCACGGGCGAGCACGACGCGGGGCGGGGAGCAGGGCUGACGGGAGCUCAUUCGUCAUUUUCCCAUUAUCCUCCGAGGAGCGCUCCCAUUACCUGUGUGCUCAGCCCCACUGCCUGACGGGAGGGGCUGGGCCCUGGGCCUGCGGGGCAGGGAAGGGCGUGGGAAGGGCAGUGCCUGGUCUGCCCCCUCCAGGAAGCCCUCCCUGCUGCACCCUGGCCGGCUCCUUCUGCAGUCAGGUUCAACUGUUUUCCAAAGGGCUCCUGUGGACGGGGAGGCGCCCCCUUGUGCUCACAGCCGAUCAAGCAUGAGUUGGGGGCUACAUGAGGGGUCCCUUGUAGGCAACCCCACUGCGGCAGGAGUGUGGCUGUGAGCUGUCCCCUAGGAGGCCAGUAAGUGACUAUAGGACCCCAGGUUGCCUUUCUGUGCCCUGGGAACAGGGAUGGGAUUUCUUCCGGGGCAUGUGGGGUGUAGGGGAGCCCCAAGCCUGCCAUUAGGGUUAGUCUAGGAAGCCAGAGGUCCUGCCACCUCACCCGGGCAGCUCUUGCGCCAGCCUACUCAGUGCUGGGCAGAUGAAUGAACUGGAGCCCUCCACACCCCCCGGCUUUGCUCCAGGGAGAGGCUGUGCCCUCCAGGGCCCCUGGGGGGGGAGGGACCAAGGAGAAGAUGCCACAGCCCGGGCCGGGCAAGGCAUCGCGUGUCUGCCAUCCGCCGUGGCGUGUCCCCUAACGCUCCGAAAGCACUGCCAUUGCUCCGCUCUCUGCUUGGCAGGGGAGCGGCGGGGCCUGCCAAGGCCCGGGGGAGCCCGCCAGCCUGCCCAGCCUUACUGUACAAACAGCUGGGAAGGGGGCGCCGCUGUCUCUUCCUACCUCGCUGCCCCCCUCCUCAGUAAACAUGCCAAUUUAAAGUGUAAUUAACUCAGGCCGGAAGAGAAUUCUGAUUUGGACAGUUUUUCACAGUUGAGGUUGUUUUUCGUCUGUCUGUUUAUCUCUUUUCCCAGGGUGGCAGUGUCUGUGACAGGUUUCAGCCAGGAAAAGUACAAGGGGGACGCUGGUGGGAGGGGGCUGCUCGGGAGAGGAAGGGGUGGCGGAGGGGUGGGGCUGCUGUCUGAUGCCCCGACUCCCCAGCAGCCCCAGAUCUCCAUAGAUUUCUUGUCCCGGGAGAUAGCUGCAGUGGGGAAACCAAGGCAGAGAAGAGUGGGACGGCAGGAGAGACCCAGGAGAGCUCCAGAGGCUUCCUCGGAUGCGCCCCUUUCCUUCCAGGGCUGCUCUGCCGACCCCGCCCCAUCGCUGAAGUCUCCUGCUUGGAAUGACUGCAAGCUGUUCCUGGGAAGAAGGAAGACCCCUUCCCCGUACCCCUGCAGUGCACCAAGCACUCUGAUGGAAGAUGGGGUGCUCCGCAGGACCAGCACCCCUCCCUGAGGGACCAGAGCCCGGGUGGCUGGGGCUGGCGGGUGGACACUGGGUGAAGCGGACCACAGGGAGUGCGCAGGUGACCCCCGAUCCCGGGGAGGAAGGAAGCAAUUCCCCCCACCCGUCCCCUGCCUUUGAAUCCUGAGCGUUGAGAGCCGCUUGGAUAAUAAAUGCGUAUC
Chinchilla lanigera (long-tailed chinchilla) is the source of this 4468-nucleotide messenger RNA. RefSeq lists its product as uncharacterized. Lineage: Eukaryota; Metazoa; Chordata; Mammalia; Rodentia; Chinchillidae. The coding region runs from base 1 to 933 and encodes 310 amino acids. The transcript has 4 exons. The record is from RefSeq and is a predicted model, not a curated record.